AUGCUGUUCGUGGGAGUUGGACUACUGAUCUUUUUAGCUGCCGUUUUGGGUGAUUCCCUGGAUGUUUGCCUGAAGGAUCUGGGCUGCCUGCGAGGGACUCACAUGCCAGGAUAUCAGAAAGGAGAGUUUGAAGCCUUUUUGGGAAUUCCCUUUGCCCAGCCGCCAGUAGGACCGCUUCGUCUUAAGAAUCCUGUGAAGGCUAAUGCCUGGCAGGGAGUACUCGAUGCAGGAUCGGCAAAGGACGGCUGUUUGCAGAGAAACUACUUUUCAAACGAUAGGGAUGUGAGGGGUGUGGAAGAUUGUCUCUACCUGAACGUCUAUAGACCCAAGCAACGAGAUGGAAAUCCCUUGCCUGUAAUGUUCUACAUACAUGGUGGUGGUUUCUUUAGCGGCACUGCCCAUCCAGUGGCUAGUGGACCUGAGUAUUUAAUGGAUACGGAGAAGGUGAUCAUGGUAACAGUGGGCUAUCGCCUGGGACCUUUUGGUUUUCUUAGCACUGGCGAUGAGAAUAUGCCAGGAAAUUUCGGAUUGAAAGAUCAGCGGUUGGCUCUGCAGUGGGUUCAGCAGCAUAUAGCUGAAUUUGGAGGAGAUCCUCAGAUGGUCACCAUCCUGGGUCACAGUGCAGGAGGAAUAUCUGUACAUCUGCACAUGAUAAGUCCAAACUCCAAGGGACUCUUCCAAAAAGCCAUGUCUUUGACAGGCACCAUGUUUAUUCCAGCCAUGCAUAUCCUUGAGGAUCCUUUAAGUCAAGUUAGACAGCUGGCCAAGGAGAUUGGUAUCGAUCAGGCAGAUAGUCUGAGUACCCAGGAUCUAGCACAAGCCUUUCGCGAUGUAGAUCCCAUGAAGCUGCUCCUCAGUGUGGAUAGUUUAAAGACCUACGAUAACCUGCCCCUCAUAAGCACGCAACCUGUUUUGGAGACACCAUCUCCUGAAGCCUUCUUGACCGAAGAUCCGCUAAAGGCCCAUCGAGAGGGUCGUAUCAACCAGGUGCCCUGGGUAGUCAGCCUCAAUUCUCGAGCUGGAGAGGGAGCCUUGACCUUGUUGCGCUCCUUCACGUGCCCAAAACGUAUGGCAGCUUUUAAUGAAAAAUUCCUGGAACAUCUGGCCUUGGUGCUCAAUCUUCCCGAGGGAACUCCUCCACAAAAGGUCAGGGAAAUACUGGAUGCAUAUGGAUUUCAGGGGGAGGCCCUGAACAACGAUACAAUGUUGUCUAUGGCGGAAAUCGCUGGUGAUUUCAACUUUUUCUUUCCGAUCUACGAAACUAUAUCGACUUAUGCCAGUUAUGCCAAUCUUGAAGAGAAUCCAUUGUCCAUCUAUAUCUUUGAGUUUACCGGCCUGAACUCAAUAUCACUAAUGUUCGGUGCCUCCCCUGAGGAUUUUGGUUUGGGAGGAGCUCACAUGGAUGAUGGUCUGCACACCAUAAGAUUGCCGAUUCUCGUUGAGGAUUUUCCCAAGGACUCUAUAGAUGCAAAGGUUGUACAAAGAAUGACUUCGCUUAUCACGGACUUUGCUAAAACAGGGGUCUUCCAUGAGGGAUCCACCUGUAAGGCUUCCGAUUUCAAAGAUCAAGGAAUGUGCAGCUACUUACAUUUUGGUGGGACCACUGAGAAAUACGAAGAAGAUGUUCGCCAAAGUCUGAAACUGACAUACUUUCCCAUAUGGAAGAAUUUAUUUUUGUAAAGAAAGAUACGACAUACAAUCCAAUUCCAUCUGCUAAGGGGUAAUUUAAGAGUGAGUUGCUGAUAAAUAAAUCACAUUAAUUUGCGAAA
Drosophila subpulchrella is the source of this 1769-nucleotide messenger RNA. RefSeq names its product esterase-6 (gene Jhedup). The record is from RefSeq and is a predicted model, not a curated record. The transcript is spliced from 6 exons. The coding region runs from base 1 to 1680 and encodes 559 amino acids. Lineage: Eukaryota; Metazoa; Arthropoda; Insecta; Diptera; Drosophilidae.